GUGACUUGGCUGGGGACUUUGGGAAGAGCAACUAUUUGAGGUUACUUCAGGCAAGAGGAGAAAGCAAGUAUGUUUUCCAGCGCUUUGAAGAAAAUUUCUUCCUCUCAGGUGUAAGUAGGAUUCCUAAUUCUUCCUACAUCUUUUGCUAUUUCUCAAGAUUUAGAAACAGUGGGAAGAAUGUCAUGGUUAGAUUCAGUGCUUUCUCCCCUCUUUUUAAGAAAAAAAGAUGCCAGUACUCACCAUGAAGUAACUACAAUAAGAGCCACACUUUUAGCAUGGGGGGCGAGGAGGUGUCGGUACUACCUAUCCUUGAGUAAGGUAAAGGUAAAGUGACCCCUGACCAUUAGGUCCAGUCGUGGCCGACUCUGGGGUUGCGGCGCUCAUCUCGCUUUAUUGGCCGAGGGAGCCAGCGUCCAGCUUCCGGGUCAUGUGGCCAGCAUGACUGAGCCGCUUCUGGCGAACCAGAGCAGCGCACGGAAACGCCGUUUACCUUCCCGCCGGAGCGGUACCUAUUUAUCUACUUGCACUUUGAAGAAGAAAAAAUCUACUUGCACUUUGACGUGCUUUCGAACUGCUAGGUUGGCAGGAGCAGGGACCGAGCAACGGGAGGUCACCCCGUGGUGGGGAUUCGAACCGCUGACCUUCUGAUCGGCAAGCCCUAGGCUCUGUGGUUUAACCCACAGUGCCACCCGUGUCCUAUCCUUGAGUACCCCCCAGAAAAAGCACUGUUUAGAUUAUUUUUAAAAGAUUGUUCUCAGGGCCGCCUUAGAUGCUUUGAGGGAAAGGACUUGCAUUCUCCCUUGUGGGCAUAUCACAAGAAGGGCAUCUCCCAGCUUUGGAGGGUCUUUUGACAAGAUGCCGUUUUCCGUGGGUCCAUAUCCUUGCUGCCAGGUGCCCCCAAUGCAGCGCAGAGAUAGAGAGUAUCAAGGAAAUAACUAUAAUCCAUUUCCUGACCUUCUCUCUUUCCUUCCCUAGAUUUCAAAGGCUGUGCAGGCCAAAAAACCAUGCCCUGGUCUAUAAAGAGGAGGACGAUUUAGUAAUUGUGACCCAUAAAAGGGAAGUGGUUGUGAAAAUCAGAUUAAUCCAUGUUCAACCCUUCAAGGCUCAGGGGAUGGAUAAUCCCCAGACCAAGGUAAGAGAUCACCUGUGUUAAUGAAGAACAGUGAGGCCAGAGAGAAUCUGGCUUGCUGGGGAGGAAGGAAGGAGGCCGGUCACUGAUUCACGAAGACUUCAGGGACAUCCCUUUUGAAGGAGAGAGAGAACCAUUUCUCUUUACUUCUGCCCUUUUCCAUUACGGUGUAGUGCCCACUGCAGUCUUUCAGAUUUACAGGUGUGCCCAUGGGUUCAAAGGGUUGGCAACCCAAGUUAGACUGCUGGACUAGGACUGCGGGACCAGGGUUCAAAUCCCCCCUCACCCAUAGAACUGAAUGGGUGGCCUUGGGUGCUCACUGCCUCUAGGCCUACCUCACAGAGCUGUUGUGAGGAUGGGAUGAGGGGAGGAGACUCACGUAAGCCACCCUGAGAUCCUUGCAGGGAAAAGGGGAUAGGAUAUCAAUGGAAUAAUAAAUGCAUAGUGAAUGAAAAAAUAAGAAUUUUUCUUUUUUCUUCCAGGCAGAAAACUGUGGGAAGAAGAAGGCCAGCAUCUCCAGUCCAGCUCCCCUCCAAAAAGACCCCCUUCCCCCUUCCCCACAAUCCCAAAUAUACAAAUAA
Podarcis lilfordi (Lilford's wall lizard) is the source of this 1710-nucleotide messenger RNA. Lineage: Eukaryota; Metazoa; Chordata; Lepidosauria; Squamata; Lacertidae. The record is from the annotation of a GenBank genome assembly.